UCUCUGCACUCUCACUUUCAAGGAAAUAAAACAAAAGCUUACCAUUCUAUUCCUUCUCAUACAUAUCCAUCCCCACAAAACACACACACACACACACCAACACAAACACGUAGACUAUGUAAUACGCACGCUAGGUCUCUCUCUCUUUCCCCUCUCUCUCUUUCCCCUUUUCGUCGUGUCUUUCUUUGAGAACCCUAGAAAUCUCAGGUUUUUAAGGAAAAAAGUGGGUUUUGAUUCGGUGGAAUUUUCACUUUUUUUUCUCCUUCUUUGCCGGUGUAUUUAUGGGGUUGAUAAUUUUCUAGAGAAUUUGGUUGUGUGAGAGUGUGAUUCUUGUUGUUAAUGGAGAGAUCCAAUAGCAGAGAUAUUAAGGGCUUGGCGAGCUCCUCCUCUAGCUCCAUCUCAGAUAGUGCGCUCUUCGAUGCAUCACAGUAUGCAUUCUUCGGGCGAGAUAUAGCAGAGGAAGUUGAAUUGGGUGGUUUAGAGGAUGAACAAGAGAACAAUGAUCUGGCUGUUGGAGGUGUAUUAGGUGACGACGAGAUACAUGAGUAUCAUUUAUUUGAGAAAGAUGAGGGAUCAGUCUUGAGCUCUUUAUCAGACUUAGAUGAUCUAGCAACAACAUUUUCAAAGUUGAACAGAAAUGUCACUGGACCAAGGCAUCCUGGUGUCAUUGGUGACCGUGGAUCAGGUUCAUUUUCAAGGGAAAGUUCCUCUGCAGCUGAAUGGGCGAAAGAAGCAGACUUUCAUGAUUGGUUUGAUCAGCAUUUAUCUGACACUGAAUGUUACCAGGAAAGCAAAAAAUGGUCCUCACAGCCACAUAUCUCUGCAGUGCAUCUUGCAGAGUCAAAACCAUUGUAUAGAACAUCCUCAUACCCUGAGCAACCCCCACAACCCCCACAACUUCAGCACUACUCAAGUGAACCCAUUUUAUUACCCAAAUCAGCUUUCACUUCUUUUCCUCCUCCUGGUGGUAGAUCUCAACCCUCACCACACGGCCUUUCGCGACAAAACAUGUCAUCUCUUUCUGCUGGACCUCAGUCUCCCUAUUCGACUGCUAAUCUCUCUUCUUUGUCGAACUCUAAUAUGCAUUUGACUGGCUUGCCUCAUGGGCUCCACUAUGGUGGAAACAUCCCUCAAUUGAACCCUACUGGUCUCUCUCUUAAUACCAGGUUGCAAAACCAGUGGAGCAGCCAUGCAGGACUUAUCCAUGGGGACCAUUCUGGUCUCUUAGAUAGUGUCUUACAGCAUCAGUUUCCUCAUCAAAGCGGUUUAUUAUCCCCCCAGUUCAUGUCCCCGCAGCAGCUGCAGCAGCAGAGAUUGCAUCUUUCAGUUCAGCCGUCUUUAGCUCAUUUUUCUGCACUAAGAUCUCAAUUGUUUAGUUCCUUACCUUCACCAUCUCAUCUAGGAAAGUAUGGAAUGGCUGAUUUGAGAGAUCCACGAUCUAAGCCAUCACACAAGGUUAGACAAAAUGUGCGCUUUUCUAAACAAAGCUCUGAUGCUGCUAGCCACAAAAGUGAAAGUAAUGUGCCACAGUUCCGAUCCAAGUAUAUGACUGGUGAUGAAAUAGAGAGUAUCCUGAAAAUGCAGCAUUCUGCAGCACAUGGCAGUGACCCAUAUGUAGACGAUUACUAUCACCAGGCCCGCCUUGCAAAGAAAGCAGCCGAGUCGAGGUCAAAACAUCGUUUCUGCCCAAAUAAGGAGCAGUCUUCUCGGUCACGUAAUAGCACUGAAUCACAGCCUCAUCUCCAUGUUGAUGCUCAUGGACGGGUUUCAUUUUCUUCCAUCCGCAGGCCUCGUCCACUUCUUGAGGUUGAUCCACCGGGCUUUGGUUGCAUUGAAGGCAGUGGUGAACAGAAGAUAUCCGAGAGAUCUUUGGAACAGGAGCCAAUGCUUGCAGCUAGAAUUACUAUAGAAGAUGGUUUCUAUCUUCUCACUGAGGUAGAUGACAUUGACAGGCUCCUUCAGUUUAGUCAGCCCCAAGAUGGCGGUGCUCAGCUCAAGCGGAAGCGGCAGAUCCUGCUGGAAGGCAUGGCAGCCUCACUUCAACUAGUUGACCCACUUGGCAAAAGUGGUUCUGUUGGGCUUACCCCAAAAGAUGACAUUGUAUUUCUGUGGUUAGCGUCUCUUCCCAAGGGCAGAAAGCUCAUCUCAAGGUAUCUUCAGUUUCUUCUACCUGGUGGCGAGCUUGUCAGAAUAGUUUGUAUGGCAAUUUUCCGCCAUUUGAGGUUUUUGUUUGGCGGCCUUCCACCUGAUCCAGAAGCAGCUGAGACCAUCACCGAUCUUGCAAAAAUAGUCUCAAAAUGCGUCAGUAGCAUGGACCUUAAUUCACUCAGUGCUUGUCUUGCUGCUGUGGUUUGUUCCUCAGAACAGCCACCUCUUCGCCCUCUUGGAAGCCCUGCUGGAGAUGGAGCCUCCAUUAUUCUAAAAUCUGUUCUUGAAAGGGCAACUCAUCUGUUAACUGAUUCUCAGGCUGCUAACAGCUUCAGCAUGCCUAAUCCUGCCCUUUGGCAGGCAUCUUUUGAUGCCUUUUUUGGUUUGCUUACAAAGUAUUGUCUGAGUAAGUAUGACAGUAUCAUGCAAUCCAUACUAGCACAGUCUCAGUCAGAUGCUGAAAUGAUUGGUCCAGAGGCUGCAAGAGCCGUAAGCAGAGAAAUGCCUGUGGAACUUUUACGUGCUAGUCUUCCACAUACAAAUGAGCACCAAAGGAAACUGUUGUUAAAUUUUGCUCAGCGGUCCAUGCCUGUUACUGGAUUCAAUGCUCAUGGUGGAAGCAGUGGACAUAUAAAUCCUGAAUCUGUAAGCUGUUAGCUGAGAUGGUAAGAUUUCAUAAUAGCAAGUGCAGUUGUACAUCUGUAGUUCUCAAGGUUACUUUCUGGCUUCUGUUUGCCAGAACAUGUUGUUCUGCUUCAGCAUCAGUCUAGGAGAAUAUAGAAGGCUGGAAGCAAGGUAUAUGCAUAUAUGUUGGGCGUCGUUUUAAUGCCUAAAGUUCCUCUUCCUCCUAAUCCAACUUUUUUUGUUUCCCCCUUUUUCCUCCCGCCAUUUUCUUUCCCUCUUUUCCCUCUUUCCCCCCUUUCUUCUUUUCUACUUUUCUUUUGCUUCAUUGAAGGAAAAGAUGGUUUUCGUUAUUCCUUUCCUUCUUUGUGAUGAUUGUCUUGUCUUACAUAACUGUGUAUUAUGUCUGAAAGAGAUGGGGUUAUUGGUCACUCUUGAAGUUUCUUCAUCCAAAGAGCUGUAUUUUUUAUGCUCUUUCUGUAAACUCGGAUAAAAGCUGGAAGGAUAGGAUGUACAUGUGAUUUGUGGAGUUAGGGAACUCUUGCACUUGCCCCCCUUCCUCUCUUUGCUUUCAUGAAGAGAGUAAAAAGGAUUUAUUCAAGCUGAAGUAAUAUUGCUGGCUCGCAGGAGAGAACGGUUCAGCUCUGCAGUUUAACCUUUGCUACACUUGAAACUUUCAAAGUGAAAACUGUAAUAAUUAGAUAAUAUUCUUGUGCAUUAACCAUUUACUCGAUUACAUUUCCCAUGAUUUCUUACAAAGCUUAGUUUAUAAUUUGCCAUCA
Nicotiana attenuata is the source of this 3551-nucleotide messenger RNA. RefSeq lists its product as uncharacterized. The record is from RefSeq and is a predicted model, not a curated record. Gene Ontology annotation, biological process: deadenylation-dependent decapping of nuclear-transcribed mRNA; P-body assembly. Lineage: Eukaryota; Viridiplantae; Streptophyta; Magnoliopsida; Solanales; Solanaceae. Gene Ontology annotation, molecular function: RNA binding. Bases 340 to 2805 code for a protein of 821 amino acids. The transcript is spliced from 5 exons. Gene Ontology annotation, cellular component: P-body.